AAUACUAAGUUUGCUACUUGGAAAAGACAAAGCAUGGCUUCCAACAUAGCAAACCCUGCUAACCAUUUGCCAUACUUCUUUGGCAAUAUUACACGUGAAGAAGCUGAGGAGUAUCUGAUGCAAGGAGGAGUGAGUGAUGGACUGUACUUGCUCCGGCAAAGCCGGAAUUACCUGGGGGGCUUUGCUUUAUCCUUGGCCCAUGGAAGGAAGGUUCAUCAUUAUACAAUUGAGAGGGAGCUAAGUGGCUCAUAUGCUAUUGCAGGAGGCAAGUCACAUGCCAGUCCUGCUGAGCUCAUUAACUAUCACUCAGAGGAAGCCGAUGGCCUUGUCUGUCUACUGAGAAAACCUUUCAACCGACCACCAGGCAUUCAACCCAAAACAGGACCCUUUGAAGAUUUAAAAGAGAACCUCAUCAGAGAGUAUGUCAAACAAACUUGGAAUCUUCAGGGGCAUGCUCUUGAGCAAGCUAUCAUUAGUCAAAAGCCUCAACUGGAGAAACUGAUUGCCACUACAGCCCAUGAGAAGAUGCCAUGGUUCCAUGGGAGGAUCUCUCGGGAAGAGUCAGAACAUCGUAUUCUCAUUGGCUCAAGAAACAAUGGAAAAUUUCUUAUCCGAGAAAGGGACAGCAAUGGUUCCUAUGCCCUGUGUCUGCUCAAUGAUGGAAAAGUACUGCAUUACCGUAUUGACAGAGAUAAGACAGGAAAGCUCUCCAUACCAGAUGGAAAAAGAUUUGACACUCUCUGGCAGUUAGUUGAGCAUUAUUCAUACAAACCAGAUGGAUUAUUAAGGGUUCUUACCAUCCCCUGCCCACAUCUUGGCUCAGAAAAUGAUGUUGUUUUUAACACUCAUCCUCCUCUUCCUGGAACCCCUUCUAAGAUUUGGGCAGGAGGUGGAAUUAUCUCAAGACUCAAAUCGUACACCUUUCCAAAGGCUGGCAGCAAAAAGCUUCAGCCAACUAUUGGCCACCCACCUGAUGAAGCACCUUUUAAUCCUUAUGUACUGCAAAGGAAGAGAGGACUUACAGGAGCAGAAAAAGGUGAUCAGAGAGAGGCCUUACCCAUGGAUACUGAGGUCUAUGAAAGUCCAUAUGCUGAUCCAGAUGAAAUGAAACCAAAAAAUGUCACUCUUGACAGGAAAUUGUUAACCUUGGAGGAAGGCGAACUUGGCUCUGGCAACUUUGGUACUGUAAAGAAAGGAUUCUAUAAGAUGAAAAAGGGUGCCAAGCCAGUGGCUGUAAAAAUUCUUAAGAAUGAGAGUAAUGAUCCAGCCAUAAAGGAUGAAUUACUGAGAGAAGCAAAUGUAAUGCAGCAGCUGGAUAACCCAUAUAUUGUCCGCAUGAUAGGCAUAUGUGAAGCUGAGGCCUGGAUGUUAGUAAUGGAAAUGGCUGAACUUGGGCCACUGAACAAAUUUUUGCAAAAAAAUAGACAUGUCACGGAGAAGAAUAUAACAGAGCUGGUACAUCAGGUUUCCAUGGGGAUGAAAUACCUGGAGGAGAAUAACUUUGUUCAUAGGGAUCUGGCUGCAAGGAACGUGCUAUUAGUCACCCAACAUUAUGCCAAAAUUAGUGACUUUGGACUUUCUAAAGCUCUUAGUGCUGAUGAAAAUUAUUAUAAGGCACAAAGUCAUGGAAAAUGGCCAGUCAAAUGGUAUGCUCCAGAAUGCAUGAAUUUCUACAAAUUUUCUAGCAAAAGUGAUGUUUGGAGCUUUGGGGUUUUAAUGUGGGAAGCUUUCUCUUAUGGGCAAAAACCAUAUAAGGGAAUGAAAGGUGGUGAAGUUGCACAGAUGAUCGAAAGAGGAGAACGAAUGGAACGUCCUGAAGUCUGUCCAACAGAACUCUAUGAUCUAAUGAAAUUGUGUUGGACAUACAAUGUUGAUGACCGACCAGGAUUUGUUGCAGUCGAGCUGAGAUUACGUAAUUACUAUUACGACAUUUCCCACUAACAGCACGAAGACCAACAAUUUCCUUGCCUCCAGCCAGGACCCUCUGAGAAGCAGUUCAGUUUCUGAAACCAAACUACUUUGAUUUUUGUACUGCUACUUUCACCCUGCAAAGUUCAGAGCUAAACCCUGUGUUUGUAGGGUUGGUUGACUUUUCUUGCCUUCUGUGCAGUGUCCAGCCCCAAAAUAGAGUGUUUAAAGUGGAGAGGCCCCAAAAUGAGCAGCAAGGACGUCAGAGCAGAUGCUUAUACUUUCUCUACAUUCCAUUUCAUUUUAUUUACAGUGUUAUUGACAUUACAGUUUGCAGUCAUGUAAGGCCUUUUUAAUGUCUUUCAGCCCUCUUCCUCUCUUGUAUUUGAAUGCAUAUUGGAAUUUAGAUUCUUGUAAUUAAUAUUCUUAGCCCUCAAAUGCAUUGAGUUGUUCCAGACUUCCCCCUCUCCAAGGAAGGAUAGCAUAAACAUUUCUCACUGUGAAGAAAAUUCACUGUGAAAAUGAGUCGCUUUGACUGACAGCAUGUUUGAUUUUACCCCCAAGCCCCAUUAAAACCAAAUUGUAUUCUUAGUAGUAAUGUAGGCAGAGAAUAAGGAGAUGUAAAUUUCUAACAUCAUCAUUGCCUUUAAAUAUGAGCAGCUUCUCUCGUUCUUCAUCUCGUGUGAAAGUCCAGCUGUCCCUCAGGGAGGUUUGUUGUUUUUUUUUUCCCGGUGAAACUUUGGAAUUGAUGAUUUUGCUGUCAUCUUGGAACAAAACAUAUCAUCACCUAAAACAAUGAUUCUGGGUUUUAACAUAAACUCCAUCACUGCAUUCCUGAAAAGACAGCUGUACAGUGAAAGGUGACAGAGCACCAUCUUUCUUUCUCUCUACUGUUUCAGCCUUCUCCAGAGAUACCUUUUCCAUGUAUCUCUCAGGGAGAGCAGGAAUCAUUUCUGUCUUUUCCAAACCUUUCUUGAAAAGCAUUUGUCAGAAUUCACCACACCUUACCACCUCUACAGCUAAAUUUCACCCCAGCUCAAAUAUUUUAAACCAGGCAUAUGGACAUCAAGUUUACUUUUGCCCACUCCUGAGUGUUAGUAUUUGUCCUGUUAUUAACCCUUGUGAGCAUCUCAGGAAAAUGUAUUUAUCUUAUCACUCUUUUUGUAAUGCACCUCCAUUAAUGUGCAAGUAUAGCAAUGGUAAUAACAAAUAAUGUCAUCAACUUCUGAUUCUCUUUUCACUCUUACACUUUGUUUGUCCAAUCUCAUUUUAAAUAUUAUAGAUAUCAAAAUUUCUAUCACUUAUUUCUCACAAUCAGCCACUUUACUGGCAUUUACAAAUAUCUCAGGAAUCUGCAUACAUUGCAUCUACUAGAU
Molecule: messenger RNA, 3284 nt
Organism: Athene cunicularia (burrowing owl)
Lineage: Eukaryota; Metazoa; Chordata; Aves; Strigiformes; Strigidae
Gene: SYK
Product: spleen associated tyrosine kinase
Exons: 13
Coding region: 34-1941 (635 amino acids)
Biological process (GO): macrophage activation involved in immune response; intracellular signal transduction; positive regulation of alpha-beta T cell proliferation
Cellular component (GO): cytoplasm; extrinsic component of cytoplasmic side of plasma membrane
Molecular function (GO): non-membrane spanning protein tyrosine kinase activity; ATP binding; signaling receptor binding
Source: RefSeq, a predicted model, not a curated record